AUGAAUACUUUAAAUGAUGAUACUGUCACCACAAUUUCUAAUUCAUCGGUAUUAGGCGGUGACAGUAAUAACAGUAAUAAUAUUAAUAGUGGUAAUAUUGAAAACAAUAAAAACAAUAAUAAUAAUAAUAAUAAUGAAACUGCAGAAGAUAAAAGUCCAAAUAAAAAAAGAAUUAAAAAAAAUAAAAAAUUAAAAGAAAAGGAUAUGGAUUCAAUAGUUAAGCAAUAUUCAGGAAAUUUUGAUUCGUGGAUGGCUGUUAGUCAUUUAUACAAGUAUAGAGAUAAUCCAGGUAUAAUCGAUUUUUUAUGUAAUAAGCUAUAUAGUUUAGAAGAUAAAGAUAUCGAUUUUUAUAUUACUCAGCUUUGUAUAUUAUUAAUUAAUCAACCAUAUGAACAAAAAGCAUCAUUUUCAUCAUUAGCAAGAUUUGUUUUGGAUAGAUGUGCCAACUCAAUUAGAUUUGCAAUUAAGGCCUAUUGGAUAUUUCAAGCAUUCGAAGAAGAUGGUGAAAAGAAUUUAUUUAGUAUAGAAAAUAGUGUUUAUCUCCAAUCUCCCUCAGCAUCUCCAAAAGAUGUGCCUAUGUACAGUAAUGAUCAAACUACUCCAAUAGAUUUAGAUAAAAUAUAUAACCAAAAUCAAUAUGAUGAAGAAGAGUUUAUAGAUGACAGCAGUAAUGAUGAAAAUAAUGAUAGUAUAAAUAAUAAGAAAAUCAAUGCUAAUAAUGGUGAUAGUGAAGAUCAUACUGAUGAAGAGGAAUCUCAAGAUAAAAAUAACAAUAAUAGUAAUAAUAAUAGUGAAAAUAAUAAUAAAACUGAAAAUGGGAAAAAUAGCGAAGAUAUAGUUAAUGAAUUCCAUAACAUAGCGAAUAAACCCCAACAAGAGCAACAACCACAACAACCACAGCAACAACAAUCACAACAACCAACACCAAAUGAAAAUAUACCAGAUAAUACAGAGCCAACAUCAAAUGUCAAUAACCACAACUAUGCACCCGCCCUAUCAACUAUUGAUGGUGUUAGUCACCCAUAUAUAUCACAACCAAACGACCCCAUAGAAAAUAUUACCCAAAUCUUGAAAAGAAACAGAAAAAUUUACAACAAAAUUGAAGCCAAAAAGGAAUUAGCAACUAGAUUAAGAGAGUUUUGUGAGAUGUCUGUAAUUACAUGUUCAAGACCACUAAUUACAAGACCUAGAACCUCAUCAUUACCUUCACCAGUUAUUAAUUUUAAUACAAUUAAUAAAUCAAAUAAUAAAUCAUCACCAUCCAAUAAUAGUAACAAUAUAGAAAAAACUUUAAUAAGUGAACAAGAUGAUAGUCAAUUGAAUGGUCCAGAUAAUAACAACAAUAUAAACGAUACCAAUGGCGGAUCAUUAAGUGAAGAUGAAAUCUCAUAUUUAGAAAAGUGUAAAACUCCUCCAGUAGAAUCAAAACUAUCUGAUCAGGAUUUUGAAUUCGAAUUAUCAAAAAGCUAUAGAUGUGACUAUUUAAAUGAUAUUUUAUCAUUCAUUCAAAAGAUGGCACGUAUUUCUAAAAUACUAUUACCAAUACCAGUUGAUAUAAGACAGGCAAAGUUAAAACAUGAAAUUAGUCUAUUAAACAUUAACUUACCAUUGGGUUUAUACGUUCCACUUUGGCAAAAUUCAAAACAUCAUUGUGUAGUAAGAAUCCCACCUGAAGAAGUUAAAAUUUUAAAUUCAAGAGAUAGGGUACCAUUUUUAUUAGUUUUGGAGAUUAUUGAAAGUGAUCAAGAAGCUUUAUCAAGUAAUAUUUUUGAAGUAGUUUCAUCAUAUCUUCAAUACACUACAACAAACGAUAAUUUAUUAAAAAUGAACGAAAUGAAAAGAAAAUAUUUUUCAUAUUUAAAGAAAAACAUUUUAAACUCCUCAUCUGAAACCAUUACAAAUGGUUCAACAACAACAGCGGCCGCACCAACAAUUACAACCACCUCAACUCAACAACAACAACAAAGCAAAUCAUUACCAAUUUCACCUGCUAACUCAAUUAAUAGUAGCAGUAAUACAAUAAUAUCAUCAUCGACAUCAUCAUUACAACAGCCACCAAUUGGUACUGGUGGCGGUGUACCUCUUUCAACAUCACCAUUAUCAUCACCAUUAGUCGAAAAAAUAAUAAAUGACACAAGCAGAUCAUUAUCAUCACCAUUUGGUGAAUCAUGGGCAGAAAAAACAGAAAGAUAUCGUAGAAUUUCACCAUAUGGUCACUUUGCAAAUUGGAAGCUUUGCUCUGUUAUCGUUAAAACUGGUGAUGAUUGUAGACAGGAACAAAUGGCAGUGCAAUUAAUUAGAAAGUUUGAUGAAAUUUGGAAAGAAAGCAAACUACCACUCUAUUUAAGACCAUACAAUAUCCUUGUAACAAGUAGCAGCGGUGGUAUCAUUGAAACCAUUCCAGAUACAAUUAGUUUACACAAUCUUAAAAAGAACACACCAAACUUUACAACACUACUAAACCAUUUUAAGAACACCUAUGGAGAACCAAGUUCACACGAAUUUCGAACAGCACAAUCCAACUUUAUCGAAUCUAUGGCAGCAUAUUCAAUAGUAACUUAUAUUUUGCAAAUUAAAGAUCGUCACAAUGGCAAUAUUUUAAUAGAUAAGGAAGGUCAUAUUGUGCACAUUGACUUUGGUUACAUACUCUCAAAUAGUCCAGGAAACAUCUCAUUCGAAUCAGCACCAUUUAAAUUAACACAAGAGUUAGUUGAUGUAAUGGGUGGGGCAACCUCUGGUCAAUUUCAAUAUUUCAAAGUAUUAUGUGUACGUGGUCUUAUAGAAGCAAGAAAACAAGUUGGUAAAAUCCUAUCAUUAAUCGAAAUAAUGAUGUCAGGUCCAAAAAUGUCAUGUUUUGUAGGUGGUAAAGAAGUUAUUGACCAAUUAAAAGCACGUUUCUUUUUGGAUGUAAAUGAACGUGAAUGCUCAACUUUAGUCGAAAAUUUAAUUUCAUACAGCUUAGAUCAUUUCAAAACACGUUAUUAUGAUAAAUAUCAAUCAUGGUAUAAUGGUAUAUUACCAUAA
This is a messenger RNA of Dictyostelium purpureum, 3024 nucleotides long. RefSeq lists its product as uncharacterized. Gene Ontology annotation, biological process: phosphatidylinositol-mediated signaling; phosphatidylinositol phosphate biosynthetic process. Bases 1 to 3024 code for a protein of 1007 amino acids. The transcript is spliced from 3 exons. Lineage: Eukaryota; Evosea; Eumycetozoa; Dictyosteliales; Dictyosteliaceae. The record is from RefSeq and is a predicted model, not a curated record. Gene Ontology annotation, cellular component: membrane; cytoplasm. Gene Ontology annotation, molecular function: 1-phosphatidylinositol 4-kinase activity.